CCGGUUUCACGGCAGCUGUGUUGGUGUAGAAGAAGAUGAGGCACCAGAUAUUGAUAUCUACCACUGUCCAAAUUGUGAGAAAACCCAUGGGAAAUCUACUUUGAAAAAGAAAAGAAAUUGGCACAAACAUGACACUGGUCAAACAACAGAAGUAAAGCCUGUCCAGAAUGGUAGUCAGGUGUUUAUCAAAGAACUUCGAAGUCGUACAUUCCCCAGUGCUGAAGAUGUGGUAAUAAAAGUGACUGGAAGCCAACUAACAAUUGAAUACUUGGAAGAAAAUGGAUUCACAGAGCCUAUUCUCAUUCCAAAGAAGGAUGGCUUGGGCUUAUCUGUUCCUGCACCAACGUUUUAUGUUAGUGAUGUUGAAAACUAUGUUGGACCAGAAAGGAGUGUGGAUGUUACAGAUGUCACUAAACAGAAGGACUGCAAGAUGAAGCUAAAAGAAUUUGUUGAUUACUAUUAUAGCACAAAUCGAAAAAGAGUCCUCAAUGUAACUAACUUGGAGUUUUCAGAUACAAGAAUGUCCAGUUUUGUAGAGUCUCCUGAAAUAGUGAAAAAACUCUCUUGGGUGGAAAACUAUUGGCCUGAUGAUGCUUUGCUGGCAAAACCAAAAGUGACCAAAUACUGUCUGAUUUGUGUGAAGGACAGCUACACAGAUUUCCAUAUUGACUCUGGUGGAGCCUCCGCCUGGUAUCACAUCUUAAAAGGAGAAAAAAUAUUUUAUCUCAUCAAACCAACCUCUGCAAACAUCUCCCUCUAUGAGCGUUGGCAGUCAGCAGCAAAUCACAGUGAGAUGUUUUUUGCUGAUCAAGUGGAUAAAUGUUACAAAUGCACAGUUAAACAAGGACAAACGCUCUUCAUUCCAUCAGGAUGGAUUUAUGCAACAUUAACACCCGUUGAUUGCCUGGCCUUUGCAGGACAUUUUCUACAUAGCUUAAGUGUUGAAAUGCAGAUGAGAGCAUAUGAAGUUGAAAGGCGAUUAAAAAUUGUCAGCUUAACCCAGUUUCCCAACUUUGAAACAGCAUGUUGGUACACAGGAAGACACCUGCUAGAAUCAUUUAAAGGACUGCACAAAGCUGGAAAGCAGCCUCCUUCUCAUUUAGUCCAGGGAGCAAAAAUUCUAAACGGUGCUUUCAGGUCUUGGACUAAAAAGCAGGCUUUAGUGGACCAUGAAGAUGAACUCCCAGAAAAUUUUAAGCCAGCACAGCUAAUUAAGGACCUUGCCAAAGAAAUAAGAUUAAGUGAGAAUGCUCUGAAAGUCAACAAACCUGAAGUGGGUGCUAAUGUGAAUGUUGAGGAAAUCAGUCCUGUGGAGAAAGAAGAAAUACCGUCACCUGCACCACAAACGCCUCCACCACCUCCUCCACCACCAUCGCCGCCUCCACCACCUCCACCGCCACCAGCUGAAAAAGUCCCUAAGAAAAAGACUCCCAAAGCAAUAAAAGCACCGAAACCCACCAAACUAUCUAAACCUCCCAAGCCCCCUAAGCCUCCCAAGCCCCCUAACCCCCUAAAGCCCCCCAAACCCCCCAAAGCCCCAAAAGUGAAGGGGGAAGGGAAGAAAAAAGGCAAAAAAGUUAAAGAACCGCCUCCACCUGCCAUUCCAAAUUUAGACCUUCUUGAGGCCCACACAAAAGAGGCCCUAACAAAGAUUGAAACACCAAAGAAGGGAAAGGUUGCCAAGAAUGCUUUGAAUACCCCUAAUAAAGAACCCGUUGAUAAACAAAAUGAAGUGGAAAAGUUUGAGGUUCGGGAGCAGAAUAAAUCCAAAACAGAAGCAAAAUGGAAAUAUAAGAACAGUAAACCUGAUUCAUUACUAAAAAUGGAAGAGGAGCACAAACUGGAGAAGACACCGCUAUCAGGAAAUAAAGACAAUAAAUUUAUGUUUUCCUUCUCCAACAAGAAAAUACUGGGAUCAAAAGGAAUGAAAACUCAGCUGAAUCCUGGUAUAUUUGGGUCACAGCAAAAUUUCAAAGAAGAUAAAGCAAAACCUGUGAAAGAUGAAUAUGAAUAUGUCUCAGAUGAUGGAGAACUGAAGAUAGAUGAAUUUCCAAUUAGAAGGAAGAAAAACACUACAAAAAGAGAUUUGUCAUUUUUAUCAGAUAAAAAAGAGACCACACAGCACACUCCAGUUAAGAAGCCAAAAGUGGAAUCAGUAUUAUACAAGAGUGAUGACUCCUCUGAUGAAGAUUCUCUUCACAUUGACACAGAGGCCAAGCCAGGGCGCAAUUCUAAAGCGAAGAAAGAGACUGGAAGUUCAGCAGGCAUUCUAGAUCUUUUGCAGGCAAGCAAGGAAGUUGGGGGUUUAGAGUACAACAGCAACAGUCAACCACCUGCAUCUCCCAGCACACAGGAAGCUAUCCAAGGAAUGUUGUCAAUGGCAAAUCUCCAGUCUUCAGAGUCCUGCCUACAGCCUUCAUGGGGCACCAAUCAAGCUAAGAAUAAUUCUAUCUCUGCCCCCAAUUCCAAAAAAUCUGGAAGCAGCAACAGCAAAAAUGCAGGCAAACGAUUAUUGAAAAAGACUGCAAAAAACAACAUUGAUAUCGAAGAUUACGAUGAGGACCAGGACCACUUAGAUGCCUGUUUUAAAGAUUCUGAUUACGUUUAUCCCUCCCUUGAAUCAGAUGAAGAUAAUCCAGUGUUCAAAUCCCGAUCAAAAAAAAGGAAAAGUUCAGAUGAUGCACCAUACAGCCCGACAGCAAGAGUUGGUCCAUCAGUACCACGGCAGGACAGACCAGUCCGAGAAGGUACAAGAGUUGCUUCUAUUGAAACUGGACUGGCGGCAGCUGCUGCCAAAUUAUCUCAGCAGGAGGAGCAAAAGGGCAAGAAGAAAAAGAACACCAAAAAGAAGUUAUCUCCCAGCAAUGCCAAUAAAGUCCCUCAGGAAGGCAGCUCUCCUGAACCCAAGCUGGAGUGCCAUAGCAGUAGCUUAGCAGACCAUGAGUACACAGCUGGUGCCAGCACGCUUGGGGUGGCUCAAGUGAACAGAGGAUCUCAGCCCAUGGCCCCAGGAGUUUUCCUUACACAACGGAGAGCCUCAUCGUCCUCGCAGAAUAAUGCAGCUGCCAAAGGGAAACGUACAAAAAAAGGCAUGGCCACAGCUAAACAAAGGCUUGGGAAGAUUUUGAAAAUUCAUCGGAAUGGGAAACUUCUCCUUUAAAAUCCGGUCAUAAUUGGGACUAUCAAAGUUCAGCAUAUCCUGAGCUGUCACACUAACUCUUCAACUCUUGAAGGACUCCAGUAGUAUUGUGCAACAUCUUAGGGACAAUACCAGUUAACUUUUUGCCACCACUUUAAUAAAUUCUUUUUAACUUUCAGCAGUUAAAACCUGUACAGAUACUGCUAUAAAUAUUUUUUAAUAUAGAUGUCCUUUCUCAAAUUGCUGAGAGUGACUAGUUCGCAAAAAGUUAAUACUCCAAGACACUGAGGAUCAUUCCAGUUUUAGGAAAGUAUCCCCUUUAACUUGUUUAUAAGUGAAGAAAAAGCUGUUGUUUUUAAGAGUAUGCACAUUCGUUUCAGUUACACUUCUUUUAUCAAAACUGAACCAAUUUUAAAGAGGUAUCUGGUUAAGAGGCAGAGUUUUUAAAAAGUUCCUCAAAUUGACUUUUAGACAAGGGAAAGAAAUUUCUGCCAUGACUAUUUGUGAUAUAACACAUGCAUGGAACAAUAUGCAUAAUAAAAUAUCUAGUUUUCUUUAUCUGGCUCAUGAUAAAUAUGAUUUGUUCAGUAGAGAAGUUAAAAUUGCACUUCAGCACUGCUAAAACUUUCCCUAUAACCAGACAUUGGAGAACUGUGGAUAAAUUAAUUUAUUUUAUGUGCAAUGCAAGAUGAAUUCUUAGACAUUAUGGAUUACAAAUCCAAUUUAAUUGGGUAAUGAUUUGGAUGUCCUGUAGGUAAAUAAUGAACUGGUGCAGUUCUUUGGAAAUCAGUAGGGUUUUUUUUUUAAAAUUAGCUUUGGUUGGUGUUGGAUUGCAACCUUUUCGCUGAUAAAUUUUCAACACUCCCCAUUUCUUAUAUAUAUAUUUUGUGUUUUACUUUAGCCCCUAUGGUAUAUUUCCCAUGCUCAAUGUCUCUGUUCUCAUAAUUGAAAGUCAAUAAGUGAUAGGAAUUAAACAUCAGCAAACAGUAACAACCCUCCUCUCCCUGCUAAAAUCUCACAGUUAUGUAUAAUUGAGUAAAACAUUACAAAUGAAUUGGUACCUAAAAAUCAAGAUCUGAAAACACUGACUCUUGACUGUACUUGUAUAAGAUGGUUUACAACCUACAGGGGCUAAAGCAAAAUCAAGCCAACUAUAUUAUAUCUUAGUAUGUUGUGUGAACCAGGCCAUCAACUUAAGCCAUCAUGUUGUUUGCUUUGGCUUCACAUAUUAUGUGAAUAGAGCCACUGUAGUUUUGUAACCCAUAGUUCACAGAUUAAUGUGUUUACAUCCGGUCUGAAUUUGAUCGUUUCUUUUCUCUUUCUCUCUCUCACCUGUUCUAGCUAAAGUUUGUUUACAUGACCACGGAAACUGGAAGUAUUUCUUCCCCUGUGCCAGUAAAUCCAGCAUAGCUGUUUUGAAAUUAUCCUCAUUAAUUUCCAGCAUAUGGAACUCUGUAUGACAUGGCAGGGUGGAAUCAGCCAUUAACAUUGUAGCUUCUGCGUGGGUGCUCACAAUGCACUGAUAACAUGCAAAAUGAGAGAAUAUGUAGGAGAAGAGAUGCCACCGUUUCAUCCUGAGAUGAUGCUGCCAGCACCCUUGGCCUGCAAAGGGACAGAGUCUCAGUUUUAGUUGUGUGACCUGAGUGGGUGGCAAGCAUAUCACCAACGUAUUAUAAGGUGGCAUCCUUAGUCAAAUAUCCCCUUGCUUAUUUUUUGAAAGGGCUUUUGAUCUUUGCACCUACAUUCAUGACUACCUUUUGCCUUAUAAAUCAUUUAUGUUGUCCUGAGAUGAAACAAAUGAAGACAAAGGUAUUAUUCACCAGUGGCUCUGUUUUUUCACCUUUAGUUCCCUGGAUCAUGGAUUAAUCCCUGGAUCAUGUAAACAAACCAAGCAAAGAAGUUGUUGUCCUGGGACCACAAGCACUUACCUUCUGCCCUAUCACCAAACCCUUUCCUUUGAGCUGCAUAUCAGGAGAAAAAGUGCCCCAACAAAAUUGUUUUUUUCAGAAAGGAACCCACAUAAAACGUUUUAGUGCUUGUGAACCCCUUUAAUAAUAUAAAAUAAUGGAUCAGCCAUUUGUAGAAGCCUCAGUUGCAAGCCAUGUAAUGAGGUGGAAAGAAUGUGCAGCCCUAUCAGAGAGGUAUUGGAAGCUUGUGACCUUCAUAUCAAAGCACUUCCUUUCAGAUAUGCUCGUCUGAAGGAACAAGGGCUGUGCCCACCUAGGGGUCAGGCCAGAUGAGAGCCAAGCUUAUUGACAGUUGAACUGGAUACUUGUUGCUUUUGAACUCUCUUAGUGUUUGGUGUAGAAUGCAUUAUAUUUUACAUUAAACUUGCUUGUCUGCAUAUAAACACUUAGAGCACAAUCCUAUGCAUGUUUACUCAGAUAUCAAACCUGUUGUGUUCCAUGGAACUUAGUCUCAUGUAUAGAGUACUAUGUACAGGAUUGUAGCCUUAAGGCGUUACAUUUGUUUCUCAGGCAAUUCCAGAUUUUCAUUUAUAGAUAUGUGUCUGAAAGCAUAUUUUUUCAUAGAAUCUAGCCUGUAAAUAGCUUUUUAAAGUACCUUCUUUUUUAUAAGAUCAAAGUAUCUUUAGACAUUUCUUUCUAUAGAAUAGUUCAUUAACCUUUAUACAAAUUUUUUGCUGAGUAUUUUGCUGGGUAUUUUAGGUUCUUGACUCUGAAAGAGAUACUCUGUUUUUGUCCUUGAUUUAAAAAUUACUUUUUUCUCCCUUUUUUAAUUUUGGCAUUGCCUGAAAAACAAGUAAAAUUUUGUGCAGCCUUAUACAGAAUCAAAUAAUAGUACAAAAUUAUCUAUUUAAGAUACAAUAUGAAGAAGAAUCUUCGACUUUAUAAUACCAGCUCCUUGUCUCAAUUCUUGUAUUAUGAGGGGAUACAAUUAUUUUAUUAGCACCUUGUGAAGUGUUUCUGUGUUUUGUGAUGAUGUAAUUUAUUAAUGUUUGUAGCUUUUUAUAUUUGUACAUUUCUUAUGAGCUUUGUUUAUAUACACAUUACCUGGAUGUGAUGUCCAUGAGGAAAAAAUAAAACAGCUAUAGAAAACAACUGAGGCCUUAUUAACUAACCUUUCUAGUUAUGGUGGGAGACUGGGUCUGAAUUCUUGGCGUCAAAAAUGUUAGUUGAAUAGGGCCCCAGGGUUAAGCAAGUUUUUUAAAGCUUCCCUAGUAUACUGUUAUUGUCAAGCAUUUAUAUAACGCAGACAUCAUGCUGGUUUUAUUAUUAUUAUUAUGUUUAUGAUUAUUAUUUUCACAACAUGUACAUUUCUAACAAAGUUUAUUGUGGCUAUCUAUUACAGUGUUUUAUUUACCAGUUCAUAUCAAAUGCUCUUGUAUCAAGUCCAUGAAAUCUAAGUAAACUUAGAUCAAAAUUUUAAAAGUAAAAUA
Molecule: messenger RNA, 6536 nt
Organism: Python bivittatus (Burmese python)
Lineage: Eukaryota; Metazoa; Chordata; Lepidosauria; Squamata; Pythonidae
Source: RefSeq, a predicted model, not a curated record